This is a messenger RNA of Lathyrus oleraceus (garden pea), 2691 nucleotides long. RefSeq lists its product as uncharacterized. Bases 298 to 2337 code for a protein of 679 amino acids. Gene Ontology annotation, molecular function: protein binding. The transcript has a single exon. The record is from RefSeq and is a predicted model, not a curated record. Lineage: Eukaryota; Viridiplantae; Streptophyta; Magnoliopsida; Fabales; Fabaceae. Gene Ontology annotation, biological process: cell surface receptor signaling pathway.
CACAAAAUUCUGUCUAUUCACAUAUUAAAGUUGUGAAUAAAAUUGAUUAUGGGAAAUGAAUUUUAAACUAACAGUUGUCCAAAUCUGAAAACUCAAUGCAAACAAGUUUUGGGGGCUGCGAGAAGAAACUCUUGAAAAUCUCAGUGAGGUGGUAUAAGCGCGUUUGACUUCGUAAAAAUCACUUCCAUUCAAUUCAACCAUUCAUUUAUCCACCAUCUUCACCAAACACAACACAACUAACAACACAACACAAACAUAGUCCAAAUCAAAACAAACCUCGUUUUUGAUCCAUCAUCAAUGGGUGACAUAGUGAAACAAAUAUUAGCAAAACCGAUCCAGUUAGCAGACCAAGUAACAAAAGCCGCAGAUGAAGCGAGUUCCUUCAAGCAAGAAUGCGGAGAACUCAAAUCCAAGACGGAGAAGCUCGCCGCUCUUCUCCGGCAAGCAGCAAGAGCCAGCUCCGAUCUAUAUGAACGUCCUACAAAACGGAUCAUCGAAGAAACCGAACAGGUACUCGACAAAGCACUUUCCUUAGUCCUAAAAUGUCGUGCCAAUGGUAUCAUGAAACGUGUCUUCACCAUCAUCCCCGCCGCCGCUUUCCGUAAAACAUCUUCUCAUCUCGAAAACUCCAUCGGAGAUGUUUCAUGGCUGCUCCGUGUCUCCGCCCCUGCCGACGACCGUGGUGGCGAGUAUCUCGGACUUCCUCCGAUCGCCGCCAACGAGCCUAUUCUCUGUUUCAUUUGGGAACAGAUCGCUAUACUUUACACCGGUUCACAAGAAGAUCGCUCUGACGCGGCGGCUUCCCUCGUGUCGCUGGCGCGUGGGAGUGAUCGUUACGGGAAGCUUAUCAUUGAAGAAGGUGGGGUGGGGCCACUUUUGAAGCUGAUCAAGGAAGGGAAAAUGGAUGGACAAGAGAAUGCUGCUAGAGCUAUUGGCCUUCUUGGUCGUGACUCAGAAUGCGUUGAACAUAUGAUUCAUGCUGGUGUUUGUUCGGUGUUUGCGAAAAUUCUUAAAGAAGGUCCGAUGAAAGUUCAAGGUGUUGUUGCUUGGGCUGUUUCUGAACUUGUUGCUAAUUAUCCUAAAUGUCAGGAUCUUUUUGCGCAGCAUAAUAUUAUAAGGUUGCUUGUUGGUCAUCUUGCUUUUGAAACAGUUGAAGAACAUAGUAAAUAUGCUGUUGUUAGCAUGAAAGCGACUUCGAUUCAUGCUGCUGUUGUUAUGGCUAACAAUAAUAAUAAUAAUUCAACUUCUAAUCUUAAUCCAAAGAAGGGGAAUGAAAAUGGAGACGAUGGUGUUGGUGGCGGAAACGGAAACAACAAACAAGGUCGCGUGUCGCAUCAUCCGUUGGGGGAAAGACCUAGAAAUCUACAUAGAGUGAUCACAAGCACUAUGGCGAAACAUGCUGCUUCCAAGCCUACUCAGGGAGAUGAAGCAAAUCAAAAUCAGAACUUUUUGUCCAAUUCCAAUCCUCCUAAUGGCAAUGGACUUGGUAAUGGUAAGCAGGGAAGUCAUAAUAAUCAUCAGAGAAACUAUUCGCAUUCGGGAAUUAACAUGAAGGGAAGGGAAUUUGAAGACGCGGAGACUAAGGCAAGUAUGAAGGAAAUGGCAGCAAGAGCUCUAUGGCAUUUGGCUAAGGGUAACGUGGUGAUUUGUCGCAGCAUAACAGAAUCAAGGGCUUUGCUGUGUUUUGCUGUUUUACUUGAGAAAGGACCGGAGGCUGUGCAGUACAAUUCAGCGAUGGCGUUGAUGGAGAUUACUGCGGUUGCUGAGAAAGAUGCUGAAUUGAGGAAAUCAGCAUUUAAGCCUAAUUCUCCUGCCUGCAAAGCAGUUGUUGAUCAAGUGCUUAAGAUAAUCGAGAAACCAGAUUCAGAUCUCCUCAUUCCUUGCGUCAAGGCGAUUGGGAAUUUAGCAAGGACAUUCAAGGCUACCGAGACAAGGAUGAUCGGUCCGUUGGUGAAACUUCUUGACGAAGGAGAGGCGGAGGUUUCCAGGGAGGCGGCGAUCGCGCUCAGGAAAUUUGCCGGAAGUGAAAACUACCUUCAUGUUGAUCACUCCAAGGCAAUUAUUAGCGCAGGCGGCGCAAAACAUUUGAUUCAGCUUGUGUAUUUCGGAGAACAUCAGGUUCCAGCAUUGGUUCUGCUUUCCUACAUUGCAUUGCACGUGCCGGAUAGCGAAGAACUCGCUCUUGCCGAGGUUCUCGGAGUGCUUGAAUGGGCAUCCAAGCAAUCUUUCAUGCAACAUGAAGAAACCCUUGAGGCAUUGUUGCAAGAAGCCAAGAGUAGGUUGGAGCUUUAUCAAUCUAGAGGCUCAAGAGGAUUCCAUCAUAAAUUGCAUCAGUAGGAAGAAUAGUACAUUGUCACCAUCUUUGUAAAUGUAAAGGUUUUUCAGUCAUUUCUGAUUCUUAUCUGUUCUACUCCCUCUGAUUCUAUUCAUAAGAAAACGUUUACUUUAUAGAUUUGUAUUUGGUCUACAUAAUUAAUCAAUGUAUCUAAAAAGUAAACUUUUUCUUAUUUAGCGGAUAUCAUAUUUCUGAGUGUGUAUACAAUCAAUUUGGCUCAAAUUUAGAAGUUGUUAUUAUUUCAACAAACUCAUGAUUUAUUGUGAUGUACUAGUAAAUGUAAAAUUCACAUGUGAUGUAUUAAUCAAUGGUUGAUAAUACUCACUUUACACUUUAAAGUGAGUUGUUCUGAAUUC